GAAGGUUGACAACGUGCGAUUCAUCCGAACUAGGGUUUAUCUCAGCCCUUUUUAAAUCACAUAUCCAAAAAGGAAUUGAGAAGGUUGAAAAUAGUAAAAAUACGAGUUAAAUCAGAGGGGGAAACGUAAUCUGAGAUCGUCUGUUUACCGGGGUGGUGUUGCUCGGUGUUAAUCCAUUUUCCAAUGUGCAUUGCGCCAAAUUGAGCAACGCCCAUUCUCAGGAACAUGGCGGAGAAGCAGCUGGUCGUGGCCGUUGAAGGCACUGCCGCCAUGGGUCCCUAUUGGCAAGCCGUUGUUUCCGAUUACCUGGACAAGAUCAUCAGGUACUUUUGUGGUAAUGAGUUGGCAGGGCAGAAGCCCUCUUCUUCUAACUUUGAGCUCUCUCUGGUCGUGUUUAAUGCUCAUGGAUCUUAUUGUAGUUGCUUAGUACAACGAAGUGGUUGGACAAGAGAUGUUGAUCUUUUCUUGCAGUGGCUGUCUGCUUUACCCUUUGCUGGUGGUGGUUUCAAUGAUGCUGCAAUUGCAGAAGGGCUUGCUGAAGCUCUGAUGAUGUUCUCUGUUGCUGCAAAUGGAAGCCAAACCCAACAAAAUGUGGAUGGACAACGACAUUGCAUUCUAGUAGCUGCAAAUAACCCUUAUCCCUUGCCCACACCAGUUUAUCAACCACAAAUGCAAAACAUGGAACAGAAUGAGAGCAUUGAAUCACAAACAGAAAGUCGUCUUUCUGAUGCAGAGGCAGUUGCUAAAUCAUUUGCUCAGUGCUCUGUUUCUUUGUCAGUCAUUUGUCCAAAACAGCUUCCGAAACUAAAAUCAAUUUAUAAUGCGGGAAAGCGCAAUCCCCGAGCAGCAGAUCCACCAGUUGAUAAUGUUAAAAACCCUCAUUUCCUGGUUCUAAUCUCAGAUAGUUUCAUGGAGGCUCGUGCUGCUUUAAGUCGGCCUGGACUUUCAAAUAUGACAGCAAAUCAGAGUCCUGUAAAAAUGGAUAUAGCUUCAGUUCCUCAGGUUUCAGCGGCCCCUCCUGCUUCUAUUCCAUCAGUGAAUGGUAUCAUGAACCGGCCAACAAUUGCUGUUGGAGCUGUCCCGACUGCUACUGUAAAAGUUGAACCAAGCACGGUAACUUCCAUCACAUCUGGACCUGGUUUUCCACAUAUUCCAUCUGUCCCACGUGCUGCUUCUCAAGGAGUUCCAAGCCUUCAGACUUCUUCACCAUCUUCUACUUCUCAGGAGAUGAUCUCAAAUGGUGACAAUGUCCAAGAUUUGAAACCUAUAGUGAGUGGUAUAUCACAGACCUUACGUCCUGUGGUUCCCGCUGCAGCAAAUGUAAGCAUUCUGAACAACCUCUCUCAAGCACGGCAAGUGAUGCAUUCUGCAGCCCUAAGUGGGGGAACUUCUAUAGGACUUCAGUCAAUGGGUGGGACUUCCAUGGCUAUGCAUAUGUCAAAUAUGAUAUCCAGUGGAAUGGCAUCAUCUGUGCCUGCCACUCAAACUGUGUUCUCCUCUGGGCAGUCAGCUGUCUCAUCAAUAACUGGAUCAGGGACACUAGCAGGAACUGCACAGGUUGCACAAAACUCAGCUCUUGGUUCGUUCACUUCAGCAACUUCUAAUAUGUCAGUAAACUCAAACCUUGGCAUUUCUCAACCAUUGAGUAAUCUUCAAGGAGGUGUUAGUAUGGGCCAAACAGUACCUGGAAUGAGCCAAGGGAAUCUUCCUGGAGGACAAAUGGUACAAAGUGGAAUUGGUAUGAACCAGAACAUGAUGAGUGGUCUUGGUCCAUCAGGUAUAUCUUCUGGAACUGGCACAAUGAUUCCUACUCCAGGAAUGUCUCAACAAGUGCAACCAGGAAUGCCAUCUCUUGGUGUGAACAAUAUGCCCUUACCACAGCAGACAUCAGGUGCUAUGCAAACAGCACAGUCCAAAUAUGUAAAGGUCUGGGAGGGAAACUUAUCGGGGCAGAGACAAGGGCAGCCUGUUUUCAUCACCAGACUUGAAGGUUAUAGAAGCGCAUCGGCUUCAGAGUCGCUUGCAGCAAACUGGCCUGCGACGAUGCAAAUAGUACGGCUUAUAUCCCAGGACCACAUGAAUAACAAGCAGUACGUUGGGAAAGCAGAUUUUCUAGUUUUUCGAGCAAUGAACCAGCAUGGAUUUCUUGGGCAGCUGCAGGAAAAGAAGCUUUGUGCAGUCAUCCAGUUACCAUCUCAGACAUUGCUGCUUUCUGUUUCUGACAAAGCCUGCCGUUUGAUAGGAAUGCUUUUUCCUGGGGAUAUGGUUGUUUUCAAGCCACAGAUAACCAAUCCGCAGCAGCAACAACAUCAGCAACUGCAACAACAGCAGAUUCCGCUGCUGCAACAACAGCAACAGCUUGCACCGCUCCAGCAACAGCAACAGCUGCAACAACAACAACAGCUUCCCCAACUUCAGCAGCAGCAACAGCUUCAGCAGCAGCAGCAGCAGCAUCCCCAGCUUCAGCAACAGCAACAGCUUCCCCAGCUUCAGCAACAACAGCAGCUUCCACAACUGCAGCAACAACACCAGCUUUCCCAACUGCAGCCACAGCAGCAGCACCAGCCCCUACAACAGCAACAGCAGCCGCAACAAAUGGUUGGGACAGGAAUGGGUCAAGCUUUUGUUCAAGGUCCAGGGCGGUCAUCACAAGGGCCACCAAACAUGCCUGGAGGGGCCUUUCUGGGCUAAUAUGAAAAACUAAUUAGAGUACCCAUCACUUAUCACCUUAUAUUAUGAUCUAGCCCUUGUAAUUUCAUGUAAAGUAAAUUGUCACAACCUGCUCAAUGACCCUCAUUUGAGCUUUUAAAGGAGAGUAGAAAGCUGCUAGAGAUGUCUAAGUGUCGUACAUGAGCUUAGGAAAGACAUAUGUCUGACAAAAUGCAUCUAUUUAUGGUCAUAUCUUGUAUCCUAGUUAAUAUAUUUUUACAUCUAUAUAAAUGAAAUAGCGUGUUUAAGGAAUUAA
Molecule: messenger RNA, 2965 nt
Organism: Vitis riparia (riverbank grape)
Lineage: Eukaryota; Viridiplantae; Streptophyta; Magnoliopsida; Vitales; Vitaceae
Product: mediator of RNA polymerase II transcription subunit 25
Exons: 15
Coding region: 226-2691 (821 amino acids)
Biological process (GO): positive regulation of transcription by RNA polymerase II
Cellular component (GO): mediator complex; transcription regulator complex
Source: RefSeq, a predicted model, not a curated record